Messenger RNA from Lytechinus variegatus (green sea urchin), 10137 nucleotides. RefSeq names its product probable G-protein coupled receptor No18. Gene Ontology annotation, molecular function: G protein-coupled amine receptor activity. The transcript has a single exon. The record is from RefSeq and is a predicted model, not a curated record. Lineage: Eukaryota; Metazoa; Echinodermata; Echinoidea; Temnopleuroida; Toxopneustidae. Gene Ontology annotation, cellular component: membrane. Gene Ontology annotation, biological process: adenylate cyclase-activating adrenergic receptor signaling pathway. The coding region runs from base 2417 to 3868 and encodes 483 amino acids.
CCGAACAGAAACUUGUCGCAGAACGGAUCGUGCUAAAGCAGCAUGUAGGCACCACUACUUAUACGAUUAAAAUCCUUCGUGUACUCGUACACACCGGGGAAGUCAACGUGCAUCAGCAUACGAUCUCUACCACUAUAAUACUCAGCGGUGGUUUUAAACAUCUAAGGGACCAAUAGGAGACAAGUCUGAUUUCCCUCUCUUUCUUCGGAGUGGGAUUUGAUGUUGAAGUUUCGGGGCCGUGGCGCCUGUUUGCGUACCUCCUGAAGAACGUUAAGUUUGUCAAAAGAGGAGUGUAUGCCUGAUGUGAACUAAACAGUCUGUUUGAGGGCAAAUUAGAGGGGCACGUAGGUCUUUAUUUGCCAAAUCAUGUCUGUUGCUGAUCCCCGGGAUGGAAUCGGAAACUGAUCAAAUGCUUAUAAACCGCCGUUCAUUAUUGACUGACUCACUUCCAUCGAAAGGACAUUUGGAAGCGUUCAACCAUAGUUUAACCUGUCAUUACCAUUGUGAGUUGUUCAGACUACAAGCAUCCUUCUCUUUCUCGGAUAUGGCACUCCGAAAAAUCACGUGAACAUUUCUUGCUUCCUUGGACCUAUAACAUAAUCUUUGUUUCACUCGCUCAAAUGCGCUUUAUUAGCCGUAAUGAAUCGUAUAAAAGGUUACCAAUUAAGAUGGUCCGCAGCACUGCAUCGCUAGCAGCCUUAGGGAACAGCAGCCGCUUCUUAGCCCUCCUCCUCAACCACGUUUAAGGUUUUAAAAGUACACUUCUCGGUCCUCCUAUUUGUAGAACUUACCUUUUCGCUUUUAUAUCGAAGCACUCUGGUAAUGUUUCUCCAGCGACGACUUGAUUGGUGGCAUAAAAACCGAUUUGCUCGAUUUCGGGCCUGGUAAUGAGCACACUAUCCACAAAUCUCGGAGCUGAUAGCUGAAAGUGGAGGAGAAUUGACGUUGGUGAUAAGAGCACGCCUGAUGCAUUUAGUGGUUGACAAGAUCGUGAAAAGUGCACCGAAGAGCCGAGAAGUCGUACGAUGGCUGGGAUUUAACUAUACAUGAGUUGGAAUGAUCGUGUCUCAGCUCCCCCUGACAUAAAUACCAAGUGAGAUUUUUCACGCCAUUUCCCGUGAUUUUUCACAAAUCGAUGGAAGAUUGUGAUUAACCGAAUCAGUUUAUUUCGGGAUAUUGACGACAGUGACGUGCAUUAAACUUUUCGCCUUAAUAAAGAUGCAAACGUACCGAACAAUAUAAAUUUGACUUGUAUCUAGUAAUGGACACAGAUUCUUUUAAACAAAAUCAACCCUUCCUAAUUGUUAGAGCCACUUAAGAUAUUUAAUUUAUUGAGUGAUGUGAUUACGAUGUCUUCAGUGACUGAAUAACUAGAGGUAAAACAAGGAAAAAUGUACUUCCUAUUCCAUUGGUACUGAAUGAAACAUCGGACUUUCGCCUUAUUUAUCAAUCUUAUUAGGCGAUUUUGGAUUAAUUACAAGAAAUAAUUUCGGACCAUGUAACUCGACGUCCUUAAGGAAUUGGUGUGAUUGACUAUCCAUUUUCUCUUCCACAGAAAGCAAACAUAUCGCAGACAAGACGACGUAAUAUUUGAAACGACAAAAGGUCCUCUGUCAACAUUUCCUCUUCUUCUUUUGAGGCUCGUCUUGUGAAUCUGCUGAUAGAGUCAGAUACAGCACUACAUUUUAAUUCUAGCCACGCCAUCUUAGCGGGGGAAGCACGAUUCAGAAGGUGUUGCAAGCGAGGAAGUAAUCGAUGCCAAAUGACUUUGGAUGGGGGAUCUGACAGUGAUUAAAUAUGUUUUCCCCCUGAAAAAUUGUUAUCUGAGCAAACACGAUCGCUUUUAGCCGGACGACGUGAGCCGUUACAUCUUCGUCGGUUUCUUUCAGGAGUGGGACUAUUAGUGAUGAUUCUUUUCUUGCUUCAUUGCGUGGUGUCUCAGAGAUUGUGAAGGACACUGUCUGAACGAUUCUACGCUUUUUGGAAUAAACAUUGUGAGCAGAGGUGACGUUAUCUGAAAAAGUCUGUCAAUCUUGCUGUUUGUUAUUCUAAAAAACAUAAUUCCAAAAUGACAAAUACAUGAACUUAUAUUUUCAUAAAAUAUAUUAACUCAUGCUCAAUUCUCUGAUCAGCACCACAUAAUGCAGUCGACGCCCUAGCCACUUUGACAUGAAGUAAGGGGUACGUAUUACAAGAUUAAGUCUGGAAGAAGUGUUACUUUCCAGAAGGCAUUCCUAUUUUUAGAGUGACCGCACAGAAUGAUAUUAAUGUAUGAAGCGUCUGGUUUAACGAUAACCUAUGAAAUAUAGACGGUGGUGUAUCAAAACAGUGCGUUGCCAUCAUGAUCAUUAUUUCUCAAGAAGAGAGCUGAAUUCUAAUUUUGGAAGCGUUUCAAAUCAUCGGGAGGGUAAAAUAGAUGUAUCAGAGGAUUUUGUGGUCAGCAAAUAAGACGAUGGCAGGUACAACACCCGCGUCGUAUUUCUCCGACUACGACCCUAUUAUAUCCUCUCCAUCGAUUCUAAGCAACGAUUCGGCAAGUGAUAGCCUUAAUGGAUCUGACGCCUCGCCGCAGCCUUAUCCACCGAGUGGUUACGGCUUGACUCGGAUACUUAUCUGCUCCUUCAUGGCCUUAAUAGUCAUCAUCCUCAUUGUUAUUGGUAAUAUUAUGGUGUGCAUUGCAGUCUUCAAAGAGAGAUCCCUCCAGGCUGUUCAGAACUGGUUCCUGGUGUCGCUGGCCGCUAGUGACCUAAUGGUUGGGGUCCUCAUCAUGCCGCUUGGUGUUGUGAAUGAAAUGCUCGGACAUUGGAUCUUUGGUAACCACGUUUGUCUUCUAUGGCUUGUCCUCGACGUAUUAGCCUGUACAGCUUCUAUUCUCAAUCUAUGUUUGAUAUCUAUCGAUCGUUAUUGUUCUAUAACAAGACCGAUAAAGCAUGCGGAAUGGCGCCAACCUUGCAGGAUUCGCUCAAUGAUCCUAGUGGUGUGGAUGUUGUCAAUGAUCAUCUCAGUGCCACCACUUUUUGGAUGGAGAUCCGAAAUCAAAAUGGGUGACAAUGGUUAUUACAAAUGUGUUAUUAGCGAGGAUAUUGGUUAUAUCCUCUAUUCAACUAUGGGCUCGUUUUAUAUUCCAGCGUUUAUCAUGGUGAUAGUAUAUUGGAAAAUUUGGUUGGCAGCUAAAAGGAGAGCUCGUUCAGCGGUUCGAAAAUCGAAACGCACCAAUGGUAAAAACAUGAUAGCGUCCGAAUGUAUAUCUGUAGACGAUCGGACAAAUUUCGAUGGAAAAACAUACGCAAUGAUACACAAAGCGGACCCCGAUAUACAAAUGGCUACUUUGCAAGUGGACCACGAGCACAUAGCGAGACCUGUCCCUUCGGCGUGUGGAACAAGCAGUAGUAACCCGGACGGGGAUAGUACGCAUGACCGGAUACCACAUUCCCCGUCGGACAACACUCUACAUCCGCCGUCGAUAACGACUUCGACGUCGCUUCUUCCACCUGGGGCGAGAAUGAGCGACACUCAUCUCAGGCCUGACACUCCGCAGAUGCAGCAUCGACCAUCUCGCAUUGACCCGCAUGAGAUCGAGAAACAGAAAAGACGGUUGGCACAGAGCCGCGAUCGAAGAGCCACUAUAGUUCUUGGAGUCAUCAUGGGAACGUUCCUCGCUUGCUGGUACCCGUUCUUCCAACUUUACGUCAUAUCCGCUCUAUGUGGACCGGCGUGUAAAAUACCACAAUUACUCUUCGAUUUCUUUUUCUGGAUAGGAUACUGCAACAGUGCCUUGAACCCAAUCAUCUACACCAUCUUUAACCGCGAUUUUAGGAGAGCUUUUAAGAAGAUUCUUGGUUUUCGCAAACGCCCGAAAAAACGAUGAUGAUUCCAUGGAGAUAUAUUUAGAAACGCAUACGACAGAACUUGUUUUGCAAUUUAUUUACUUGAGGAAUUGGAGUUGGAAAUGAGACUUGCGGUCUUACUUUAUGUUGGUGCGGAUUUCAGUAAUCGAGGGUAUUUCUGGGAACUUAUUUCACUAACUUGUGUCAGACUCCAAUGAAUAGACAUAAACUAUUACAUCAGUGACUGAAUUUGGAGAUAAUAGCGAACACUGCACAGUGACCCCAGAGGACUGAAUCCUCGGAUUUAUUUCACCGUCUUAUUUGUUCCUUACUAAUUAUUUUGUUUAUUUCUGAAUCUGAAUCUAUUCAGUAUAUCGCUGCUCCCUUUGUGGAUGCAAACCCCUGAACAGUUUGAAUGCAGCAUUUUUGUAAAAUAGAGUCGAAGUUUUAAAGAAAAACAAUUAUUGUACAUUAUGACGAAAUUAUAUAGAAAUAUUCAUUGAUUUUACAUACACGUUGAUAUGUCUCCUAACGCAACACUUUUUCUAGAUCAGAGAAAGCCAAAGAAUACUUGAAUUGCUAUUAUAAAUAGAAUUAUUUGUAUAGAUGUUCACUUAAUAAUAUCCAAGUCCUUUGGAAGCGCAUAGAGACGUUAUUCAUAUUGUGUUAUGCGCUGUUGAAGAACUUACCAUCAUCAUUAUUAUAUUAUUAUUUGUAACUGGUUGUCAGUUUAUUAAUUUUAAUGACUUUAAUCGCAGGAAAUUAGUGCAAAGUGAACAAAAAAAAGCACACGAUUUUAUAAGAAUGAAAUAUAAUUCUUCAUUCUCCUUCUACACCUGUAAUAAUUCUUUAAUCUUACAGCUAUUGUUUUUUUCAUUAUUUUAUUCACUCUCUUAACACUUGUUUAAAUCUUAAACCGAAAAUUAUCAUAAUAACUCCAUAUCUAAAACUUGCUUUUUCUUUUAGGCUGAGUAUGCUAUGGUCCACUUGUGAAAAACCCGAUUUCAAAACAACACAUAAUCAGCUUAAGAAAAUGAUAAUGCUUUUUGGUGGUAAUAUCAUAUUUGGCAUGGGAGUGAGCCCAUAUUUCUUCAUCCAUGUAGCAAUAAUUCACGAAAGUAAAGUGCAAACGGCAUGGACAUUUAUUUUCAGGACAAGAAACAUGAAAGAACUUCGGUAAAAUGAAAAAAAAGGGAUGGAUCUUUCUUUAUUUACUACCAAGCGUAGGAUGGAAGAUGAAAAAGAAUUCAAAUUCAUCACGAAUUUAUUGGUGAAUAAAUGUUAUUUCUAACGUAAAUGCUCGGGGAAUGAAGAAUAUAUUUCCGAAAGAAUCAGUUCCUUUACUUCCUGAUUGUAACUUUGAAAACAAAAUUUUGUGAACAUUGGAUGAACGCAUUUUAUUCUUUCGAUUCUUCCGACCAUCUUUUCAAAGCUAUCAAUUACAAAUGAUAUUUGUUUCGACAUUCAACAGUUUGUGUUUAUAUUGGCCUCAUUGGUUUCAGUUUCAGUAUUAGAAAAAUGCUUAUGAAAAAAUAUUGUUAAAGUAACUUCUUCAGAAUCAAUUUGCUUGAAAGUGAAAUAAGUAAAUAUUGAAGUGAAUUCCACAGUUUAAGAAAUACUUCUUGAAUGGAAAACAUGAAGUAGUUGGAUGAAUUGUUACUCAAUUCGCUUUCCAUCAAUCAUGUCAAUAGAUUAAACAUAAUUUCGUUGGUCAAUAUGCUUUCUUAAAUACUGUUCAAGUACAGAACAAAGAGCAGUGAAGCGCAUCUGACCACAAAUUGUUAAAUGCAUCAAGAUAAUAUUAUUUGUAAUAAAUAGUUGACAAACCUAGUCAGAAGAACGUAAUACAAAAGAUCAAGAAACAGGACAUGUUAUAUCUAAAGGUCGGAAUUCAUAGCGUUAACAAUAUCAAUAUUGACAAAUGAUAUCAUUUUCAUUCUUAUUAAAGAGACUCUUAAACAUGUUAAAAACGAAUAUUUCUUAUUUUGCACAUCUUCUAUCAUUAUUAACGAAGACUCAACAUUUUAGAUAUUUGUGAUAACUUUCAACCUCUUAAAAUGAAAAUAUAUCAUUACUAGUCAUCACCUAUUAAGAAAUAUGGUAAUAUAUGAUGAUUUCUCUCGUUCCUUAGAUGUCACGAUAUAAAAGGUCAUGUAAAACUCACGCAACAAUAGUUUUGCGUUCCUUUGAAAUUUGGCAACCUUUCAUUAAAAAGUAAUAAUAGUUUCAGUUUCGCAACUUUAUUCUAUUUCUUAAAACAGAAACUGUUUCUUUGGUUUUAUAUCUUUAAACCUAGACCUAGAGCUCGAUGCAGAAGGCAAGUACGACAUACCAUGUGGUGCACACAUGUUGGUAUUUGUAAAUGCACGUUGUCAACACGAGCUGAUAUUUAAAUCGCCUUGAAAACAUGAUCCCUGAAUGUAUAAUGAGAUUCUAAUGGAUCUGCACGAUUCGUUUUCAAUUACCUGAACAUGAAGUAUGACUGCGUUUGAAUUAGACAGAUCGUGUAUGCUAUCAAAAUAUUACCAUGAUUUAUGUCGCACAUCUCUUUAACAGGAUCAAUUAUGAAUUUUAAUCAGACAAAUCAUCUGAAUUGUAAUAUUUCUUUUUCAAUUAAAAAAUUACCAUGUUUAUACUUUUUCAAAAAGCUAACCGUCAUUUUAAAAUGUGCACUUUACAUUUUUUUUAAUCAGGAUUGAUCAAAAAAUCCUAUUAAGUUAUCUGAAUAAUAAUAGUUUUAAUCAAUUGAAAAGAAGCACGGUUUUACUUGUCAAAAUGUUAAUUGGAGUAUGUAAGUGAUAAAGUGUAAUAUAGCCAAUAAUAUCAGAAUGGGAAAGCUGAUUAACUUUCAUAAGAAACUGCCAUUUCAAAGCACGAUUUGUUUUCAUUUGGCAUUUAGUGAUUUAGUGUCGAUGUUUCCCUCUUUUGACAUGAAUUUGAUUGGGACUUUGGAAAUCUUAAAUAUACACACUCUAUGUUGACCGUAAUCAGAUUUUAGAAAUUAAAGUCUUUGUGGUCGAUUAUUUCCUGUAUUUAUGUUAAGAUGAUAUAAUCUAUGCUGGACUGGGGUUGACAUUAUGUGUCUUAGAGCAUAUUAAAUUGGCAGUGCGUUGUGUUAUGCUCUUGACGAUCACUCCAUCCCCUCCCCCACUUCAGAUAGGGGUAUUGAAAUGGAAGAGAUACAAGACAAGAUAAGCACUGUUAGGAAUGAAUUCAGAUCUAAUUAAGAUAGUUUAAGCCAAACCGCGACGAGGGGAUAUUUUUAUUUCAUAUAAUGGUGUACUUUUUUUUAAAUUACGUAUUCUCUGUUUCUUUAAACCAACCUCAAAGUUGGUUUAUCAUGAACCAGUCAAUAGGUUGGUUGGUAAAACCCCCAAUUUAUUUAGCAUGCUAUUUUGUUUUAAACAAAUAUUUGUUCGGUUAAACAGCUUUCGUCUUGGAAAAAAUAAUUGUGAGAUUGUGGUUGUCCUUUAUUAUUAAUUUCUUAAAUGUCAUGAUCUUCUUAUACGUUUCCAAUCAUACUGAUGCUAUAUAGCACUCCUUACGACUUGUCUGCGACCCGAGUUGGUAAAAAAAAAUGUGUUAACUGGUUAUUGCAUAUACAAAAUUAGAGUAAAGAAUUAUAUCUAAUGUAUCUACGCAUUGACGUAGGUUGAAAUUCACUAUUGUACUGUACCUUUAAAUUGUAUUUAUAAUCGUUGCGUUGCAGUAGCGAUCAUUCAAUCUGCUACCAUUUUAAAGCAAAUCUUGCCUUGACUCCAAACUAAAUCGCUAUCAUUCAUAAUUCUGAUAUCAGUUUUUUAUCGGUUUGUCUGAAUCGAAAAUAAAUCUGCUUUUUAUUAGUAUUUAUUUUUAACAGCUCUUUCUUCUAACACCACACCCUACAAGUCGUUAACGGUCUCAUGAUAAGGUAUUAAUAAGGGUAAAAUUGACAGUACUAAGACACAACGAGUUUAACCAAUAUUGGGUAUACAUAUUCUGCCUUUAAGCAAUUAUACAUAUUCCGCAUUUAAGCAAUUAUACAUAUACAUUCAAAGCAUGGAAUUUAAAAAAUAUGUCAUCGGAUGAUAAGGCAACAGUUCGCUAAAUUCUUUUACUUACUUUUCGACGAUCACCAAAAACGAGAAUCCUUGCAUUCCCCAUUUCUGAUACGGCUAUGAAUUUUGAACGAAGACCUACAUAAACAAUUUUUAUCAGGCCAUGACCGAUAAGACCAAUUUAUAUUAAGAUGUUAAUGUCUGCAUCGUUGAGAAUAUUUUUUUUAUGCAUAUCCCAAAUAUUCAUGUUGACACGAUUCAGUCUGGGUUUGCAAUAAAUCAAACCUUGGGUGCAUGAGUAUUUUAUACAUAAUGUAUUGCCUGGAAUUACAUGGGAUGGACUAAAAUGCAUUUUUAAAUUUAAAUUCCUCAGUACUUAAGUUGAGCGUAAUAUCGUACUUUAUAUGUUUCCGAUAUGCUCAAGGGGAAUUUCGGUGUUAUAUAUAAAAUGAAAAGGUUAAGAUUCCUGAAAGCCCAAAUGAUGAUCGCUUAGCGCGAGAAAAAUAUUAUGCACUAUCGUCUUUUUUUUCUUUUUUUCUUCCUUUGUUAAUAGAUUUCGUGCAUUUCUGCGUUGCGUGAGCCUUUAUGGGGAUUUUGUUUGAUGUGCACUAAAUCCUGGAUAUGGAAAUGCUUUUUAGAGAUCGAUUCUUGAAAAAGGAAAAUUCAUAACGCAUCAGCUGGUGAAGACAUAUAUUUCUCUAUCCUUCUUUCUCUCUCCCUCUCUCCCUCCCUCUGUGACUCCCUUUCUUUACUAUCCUCUCUCCCCCUCUCAUUGACUCUCUGUCUUUACCCUUCUCUCUCUUCCUCUCUCUCCCUCUCUUUCGUAAUUUACCCUCUUUUCUCCCUUUCUAAUCUCUAAGCUUUGCCCCGUUCAUUUCUCGCUCAUGCCAUCCCAUAUAUAAUUGGUCAUGUGUCAUGCCCGUGUUCAUGCUCGCACAUUGAUAUACAAUUCAAUUCAUGUAACUUUUAAAUGAGAUAAUUAAUAUACCAACAUAGUAAUUAGAUAUUUUGGUGGAACCGUGUUCUUCUUCUGUUGAUUUUCGAAGAGAAUGUGUAAUAUUUUGUAAUUUUCGAUGUCUUUAUUCUGUAAGGUCAUGUCCAGUAUAUGAGCGAAUCGGUGAAAACGGGUCUUCCUGUCAAUGUCCUGAAUCGCUGAACAGAAUUCAUUUUGUUUUUGAUGAAUGGUUUUGGAUUUGUGAUGAACGGUUUCAGGCAACUUGUGAUGAUUAUCUUAGAAGUGUAAAUUGAAAUGUCGAGAACGAAUAAUAAUGUAAAAGAAAUAUAUAUCGAUAUCUUAAUCCCAUUCUGCGUGAAUGAAAAACGUUAACUAGACCUAUAAGUCUACAUGCCUGAGUACUUAUUUCAGAGUUCGUUAUGCAGUAAGAAUCAUUCUCAGAUGUUUAAACCCGUUUUUGAUUUUGCCUCCUAUGUAGGGUCGUGUUUGGGAAGGUUUUUUAUGCAAAAACAAAGUCCCUUUUAUUCUAAGUAAUACGGAAUGAGCGUGAAACAGGCACAAUUAUUAUUGUGCAACUUACCCUUGCAUCAUGAACACUUGAAAAAGGGUAGCUGUUUGUGGUACUUGAUCUAGUUCAUUAAGUAAUACAAGCAGAUUAUUUUUGGAACGUAUGAAAUUAUAAUUGAAUAAUUUGAGAAUCUAAAUCUGCAACAAUGAUGGGACAUAUACUGUUUAUCAAUUUAGCGAUAUAAUAGCGAUAGUUAAGAAAUGAUAAGCAUGAUUGAGAAUAACACCUGUGUAGUCUAUGUCUCUCACAACGGGUCUCUCCUAUCGAAAUAUAUCCAUUGUUUAGGAAUAUGAUACAAUUGCUGUAAAAACUGUGUGUUAAUCUUCUCUUAAAUUUUGAAUUUAAGAAAUAAAAACUCUAAUGUGUUGAAAAAAAUAGAUGAGAUAUACUCAGGUUUGCCUGGAAAGUUGUUUUUCGUUGUAUUUUGAGUGGAGUUUAAGAAAAGGUUUUAGGAAUAUUGAAAUAUUCUAAGAAUAACCUUUGAAAGCAUGUAACAAACUAAUAUCAUUGAUUAUUCUGGCUCUUAUACAUUAAAGCAUGCCAACGGGAGGGACAAAAAUAACAUAUAUUAUUGCGCUUUGUAAAUUGACUUAACUAAGACCAUUCUAUUUCAUUAUGUAUUAUGUAUUAAGAAAAAGAACAUAGAUCAGGUUAUUUUUGUGUAAUUGAUCACUGCAGACUUAAUAAUGUUUCUAACAGACUAAGUUUUAUUGAAUUAUGUUAACAAUAUCAAUAAAGAUGUCUACCAAG